Messenger RNA from Ostrinia furnacalis (Asian corn borer), 4195 nucleotides. RefSeq names its product probable 3',5'-cyclic phosphodiesterase pde-5. The record is from RefSeq and is a predicted model, not a curated record. The transcript is spliced from 15 exons. Lineage: Eukaryota; Metazoa; Arthropoda; Insecta; Lepidoptera; Crambidae. Bases 872 to 3796 code for a protein of 974 amino acids. Gene Ontology annotation, biological process: signal transduction. Gene Ontology annotation, molecular function: protein binding; 3',5'-cyclic-nucleotide phosphodiesterase activity.
UGCCAACUAAUCUGCUUACCACUGGUGUCGUGUGUUUUGUAUUUUCGCCUCGAAUGUAUUUCGCACUAAUGAAAUCAUGAGUGGCAAGCGUCAAGCACGAUUGCUACCUCCAAACUCUAAAUCACAUUCAGGAUGUUAAUUAUGUUUCGUAGAACAUAAUGGUGCCAUUAAAUGAUAACACUUUUUACGGUUUUUGCGAAUAUAUUACAAUCAUGACAGUUCAGUACAAUAGAAAAAUGGUAGAGUGAAAAACAAAAGAAGCCUUAUAAAAAUUAAAAUUAAAACGCCACGCUGCACAGAAUAGUGCAAAGAGGUUGAACGCCGCAACAUCACAACAGCUGUGCCUUCCGCCACUGUGCCCGGCUGGAUAGAUCGGAGUCGUCAAAAGGCCGUGUUUGAAGAUCGUUAGAAGGGGUGCCGAUAAGGAAUGUAAAUGGCGUAAGCGCCUCCGUCGGGUCUGCAUCGGGUUCCAGGACACGUGAGUCAGCGGCCUAGAGUUCACUAUAACCCCGCCUCAGGGUAUGGAGCAAAACAUUCUUUUGUCGCUGCUUCUGAGAGAGGAUCAAACCUCGGACGUCUGUGAUUACAGCCAUUAACAAGACAUUGGUUCUGAAGAAGUUGUUACAUCGCGGUCCUCAGGUCAUAACUAUAGCAAGCAGCGGUUGAAGCAGAUCUGGACCUGAUAAAAGCAGAAGCAGAGUUCACGACCACCAAGCGGAUGCGUUGGAAAUUUAUCCCGUCAACUCUUUUUAUGAAUCGGUGGAAAUAAUAGCUUCAAAAUGUUAUAAUACUCUGAAAUUACUGUAGUAGCUCGCUUUUAUUUGGGGGUAGACUCCUAGCGUCGACAAGCGAGGUGUGAGCUCAAUUCAUAAUGCAAUCAAGUAGAAAUCGUGCGCCGGGCUACCGUUCUCCAAGACUGUUGCCACCUAUACCGAAUGGUUCUGGAGAAAGUUCCUCAGAAGCUUAUCUAAAGCCGUGUUUGGGAGAACAAAAGAUGUGGUCCAAAUACCACAGCGGAUGUGUCGACAAAAGUCCGACACGAUUUGACUGUGUUCCUGGAAAGUCACAGAAGAAGAAAACUCCGUCUUUAAUAGCUGAUCGCAUCACCAGACGAUUUAAAUUUAUCAGAGAUGCAGACAGCCGGGAAGUUUUGAACUAUUUGGACCGCAACAGGGACUUUCUAGAAACCUACGUACUUGAGUCAGUGCCUAUAGAGGAGAUGGAGCGAUGGUUCUUUAGGAAAAUUAAACAAAAUUUCAUUGAUGAUGACACACCAAGGUAUGAGAGCAGAACAAAGAUGAAUCAUAAAAGUGUAUCUACAAUGCCAACUUUUGUAAGUCUGGUGAAGGAUCUACAAAAUGAAUUAAGUGAACACACAGUGCUAUGGGAACUUGCUAAAACCAUUGCCUUGUCAGUUGGUGUGGAUGCGUACAUAAUUUACAAGCUUUAUCCAGAUCAUCCUACAUUCGUACAGUGUUUUGUAGCUGAUGACAAAAGUAAUACAUCUACACUGACACUGGAUCGAGUUGACCUUGAUCAGGUAACGCUAGUUUUGGAAGCUGCCAAGAAAAUGACCUCAUUAAGAGUGUCACGGCAUGAAGAUCCAGCCAGAUUUCCAAAAACACCUCGAGCUAUUUUCGAAACUUUAAAGGAUAUGGAUACAUCUAUAGAAGCAAACCACAUUUUAUAUCAGCCCAUUUUAAUUUCGAACGGCAAGACGGGUUAUGUUAUUGAAAUGUGGAGAGUCCAUGAUAGGUUUAGGGAACCAGAUGAACAAGUAAGCUCCAGCUUCAUGCUUUGGGGUAGUUUGGCGCUCCACUACUGCAAUAUGUAUCUUGACAAAAAGAGAGAGCGGAAUAUGUCAGACUUUUUACUGGACGUGGUUAAGGCAAUAUUCGAGGAAAUGGUGUCAUUAGACCAGCUGAUUAAAAGAAUCUUAGAGUUUGCACAGCGCCUGGUCAACGCCGAUAGAGCAUCCUUGUUCCUGGUCGACUACAGAAACUUCGAACUAGUCUCCACAGUGUUUGAUCUGAAAUUUGAGCCAGGCCACGAAAGAGAUUUGGAAAAGAAAGAAAUUAGAAUGCCAAUUAAUAGAGGAAUCGCUGGGCAUGUUGCACUGUCCGGUGAGACUAUGAACAUCCCUGAUGCUUAUUCAGAUUACAGGUUCAAUAGGGAAGUCGAUGAAGCUACAGGAUAUAAAACUAUUAGUAUUUUGUGUAUGCCAAUUAAAGUAGAAGGGAAAGUAAUUGGGGUAGUCCAAAUGGUCAACAAAAGAAAUGAAGACAACUUCGACCGUGAGGAUGAAGUUUCUUUUGAGAUUUUUUCGACAUUUUUUGGCUUAGCUUUACACCAUGCCCGCUUAUACGACAGAAUAAUGAGGAAAGAGCAAAAAUACAGAGUUGCAUUAGAAGUUUUGAGUUACCAUAACACUUGUAGGGAAUAUGAGGUACAAAGGAUGCUUGAAAAUUCAGAAGAUAUUGAAGUAAAACUGAAUGAUUUUGCUUUAGAUCCAUAUAAGUUAAAUGAGUAUCAAAAAUGUAGAUGUGUAAUAAAAAUGUUUGAUGAUCUCUUUGAGUUAUCUAAAUUUGAUUUGUUGACUCUGACAAGAUUUGUUCUUACUGUAAAGAAAAAUUACCGUACUGUACCAUAUCAUAACUUUGACCAUGGUUGGUCGGUUGCACAUGCGAUGUAUGUUAUUUUAAAGAAUGACAAAGAACAAAGAUUUGAUUAUAUAAGGAGGCUAGCGCUUUUUGUAUCUAGUUUGUGUCACGAUCUAGACCAUCGUGGCUACACUAACAAGUACAUGAGCGAGACUGCAUCCCCUCUUGCAGCCAUGUAUACCACGUCUACUCUAGAGCAUCAUCAUUUUAAUAUCACUGUGACGAUAUUGCAGCAGGAUGGUCAUAAUAUUUUCGCCCACAUUUCAAGUGAAGAGUACAAAGAAAUUUUAGGCUAUAUUCGUCAAGCUAUCCUGGCAACUGAUCUCGCAGCCUUCUUCCCAAAUUUAGAAAAAAUUAAAGAACUACACAAUGAUAGUAGCACUCAAAAAUUUAAUUGGGAGGUUUCAAGUCACAUAGAUUUAGCUAUGGCUAUAUCAAUGACCGCAGCUGAUUUGUCAGCCUCAGCAAAGCCUUGGGAGGUUCAAAUAAAAACUGUUAAAGUCAUAUUUGAAGAAUUCUAUGAUCAAGGUGAUAAAGAGCGGGCUAUUGGGAAAACACCUAUUCCUAUGAUGGAUCGAAACAAACCAGAGGAGCAGCCAGCCAGUCAGGUGGGUUUCUUGAGCCAAAUAUGCAUACCGUGUUAUGCUAUGCUGCACAAAAUACUUCCAAAUACAGUAACAAUGUACAAAAUGGCAAAUAAAAAUCUUGAAAGAUGGAAGUUCAGGGCUGAGAGAAUUCUGAACAGUAUUGAAUCUGACUCUAUUGAACAUUUUGAUGAUGAUGAUGAUGAUGAUCAUUUAUUACAAACCGUCGAUGAGAUUGGAGACGAUGAUAUCAAGUAUAUUGUAAAGACCGAUGAAGAAGAAACUAAAAGUUUGGUCGACGUUACUUUAGUCGAUAAAGAUGUGGAAGAAAUAAUAAGAAAACCUCCACUAGAAAACAGUCAGUCUGUGGACACAUUUUCAUGGGAAGAAGAAGAAUCGAUUAAAAAUGCUAUAACAGAAAAUACUGUCUUUUGGAGAGAUGGUGAUGGAGUAGCGUGGAUUGACGAGGAAGGAGUAGUCGUCAAAUCCAACGCUUUAAAAGGGGUUGUUACCAACGUGUGUGAAAGUGAGGUAAAUAGCACAAAACUAUAAGAACUUACAAAAUUGUUAGCGACUUAAUGGAUGUUUCUAGAGUGUAGAUGAGUAUUAUUGUCUAUUUGUAAUUGUAAAAAAUAAAGCCGAUUAUGUAAUAAACAUGUAUUCAGAAAUUGAAAAUCUUACAAAUUUAACAUUGCAUCGUUGUGACUGUUUAUUCUGUUACAGCAUUACAACUAGGUUACAUUUUCAGUUUUGGCUGGCAUACAUUUUAAAUUUUAAUAAAGCGUCUUUAGGCAGUUCUUGUUCACUCCAACGAGUAAAAUGCUUAAAAUCGUUAUGUUGUGCUAUGUACAAUAAAAUUCUUUUUGUAUUAAUGCACCUUAGAUAUAAAUGAUUGUUGGAGUUUGUUUCCUUAGAUAUAAAUGUUUGUUGGAGUUUGUUUUUAUCCGAGGA